GGAGCAGAAAAAGUUUUGGUUUCCAUUCCGAUUGGUCCGAACAUCCUUGCAACGAUAAUUAAGCAAGAACGCAACGAUGAAGACCAAGAGUCAAUCAUUCAACAGCAAUGUUCCUCCAAUUCUCAUCAUUCUAUCAAACAGGAUCAAGAACGAGUAACAAAGAGCACGGCAUCAACUGUUGAUCGUACACACAAAACGAACGAUAAGAAAGUUCCUCUCAAACUGGGCAGAAAACCAAAAAAACUUAACCUGCCGCCUACUUCUGAAACAGCUACCGAUGAUGGUGAUGCCUCGAUUAUGGAAAUGUACCAGCAACCUCUAUACGCAUCCGACAGCGAAGAACUUUUGAAAAUCUCGGUUAUCGAAGAAAUACCGCCCAAGGAUAAUACCGUUGCCCUGCAGGCGUCCGGGGUUUGCUCUGUUUGCGACAUGACCGAAACGGAUCAUUCGUGCUAUCUGCUGAUGCGCAAACCCUUUCAACGGCUAAUGGUUCGCGAAUGGUUCUAUAGCAACGUCGAUCAAUGCCUACUCGGCAGAGGCAGUGGCGUACAGGAUAUGGAAACGUUGCUAAGCAGCCAGCUGCCGGCCCUGACAACACGUCGGCUGAAUCGAGCAGCUUGGAAUCACAUUCGGGGCAUUCUGCGCCGGCUAUCCCUAGUACAACCUCAGCGUCGCUGCUCGGAGAAGUUUUUCCUCGACGAACGUACGCUGCUAGAGCAACGGCGAGAGAAGGUGCGGUUUCUGCAGGCCAAUCCAAUGUUUGAAUACCUAGACGACGAUCUCCCAGCGGAUAUUCCGGUAAGCAUCGAGUCGGGUGACCCCGUCGUGGCCGUGCUCAACGAACCCUACGGUGUGUUCCGUGGUGUCGUCGAGAACUUUGAUCGGCCGAUCGCUCGCUCCUACACCGUACGCUUCGAGGAUCCAGCAAUCAACGGUCAGAUUGUACCAGACAUUAACAUUGCAUCGGCCACGCCUGCUAGUGAUCCGAAACAGGAAGCUGAAGCUGAAGAGGAGAUAGUGAUGGUUCCUAAGAAUUUCUCAAAACAGCUAGAGUUGUUGAAUCAACAACUGGAUGAAAAGGAAAAACUACUGAAUGCAAUGGAGUGCUUACGCCUUAGGUAUAGAAGCAUUCCAGGACCUUCCGGGUCACAUCAGGUGCAGGCCUUGAUGCUGGUGCAUCAGCAACGCUACCAGCUUUACCUUGACAAUCUCCAGAACAUGAACAGUUCGAUUGCCCUGCUCAUGCGCACGAUUAAGCGAUUCGGGUUUAACGUCGACGAAGCGCUUAUUGACAGACAGGUAGUGCAGACUGGACAGCAUCUGCAGGACAUAUGCAACAAAGCCGGUAACAUUCCCCUCGGAAACAGUGUCCUGGAAUUGACACUACGCCAGCUACGUGGUCCACCAUCGCGCUUGAAAGAGCUGCAAAUGUAUCUGCAAAACAAAAAGGUCUUGCAAUAG
Molecule: messenger RNA, 1461 nt
Organism: Anopheles aquasalis
Lineage: Eukaryota; Metazoa; Arthropoda; Insecta; Diptera; Culicidae
Biological process (GO): regulation of cell cycle; DNA-templated transcription; regulation of transcription by RNA polymerase II
Cellular component (GO): nucleoplasm; transcription repressor complex
Molecular function (GO): DNA binding
Source: RefSeq, a predicted model, not a curated record